This is a messenger RNA of Plasmodium inui San Antonio 1, 2619 nucleotides long. RefSeq lists its product as hypothetical. The record is from RefSeq and is a predicted model, not a curated record. Gene Ontology annotation, molecular function: host cell surface receptor binding. Gene Ontology annotation, cellular component: membrane. The coding region runs from base 1 to 2619 and encodes 872 amino acids. Lineage: Eukaryota; Apicomplexa; Aconoidasida; Haemosporida; Plasmodiidae. The transcript is spliced from 6 exons.
AUGAAACGAAGAAACCGCUCUUUAUUUUUUCUCCUAGUUUUAUUAUUGUCACACAAGGUAAAUAAUGUAUUAGCAGAGCCAGCAAUUGAAAUCCGACUAAGAUGCAAAAAUGAAUAUGUGAAUGGUGAGAAUUGUUAUAAAUUAGCUACAGGAUAUCACUAUGUUGAAGAAGAUAAUAUAGAACAGUGGUUACAGGAGACGAAUGAAAGAAGAAGUAAAAAAAGUGUAGAAUAUAGGAAUGGCGUACAGCAGCUAAAAAUGAACUAUGCGGGAAUGAAUACAAGAAGAACUAGCCGCAUUUUGAAGGAAUCAAUUUACGCAGCGCAAAAAUUUAGAGUCAACAAGGACACAGUGGAAAGACAUGGGGAACAUAAACAUGAUAGCAAACCUGAUAACGGCAGGGCUGCAAAUAGUUUGGUAAUGUUAGAUUAUGAUAAAUCUAACAGUGGGCCUCCAGCUGGAACCCUUGAUAAUGUUAUCGAAUUUGUGAAUGAAGAUGGGAGAAAUUCUCUUGAAGAUUCCUCCAAAGGUGGCAAUUCUCACAAUAUUGAUCCUAAGAAAACGAUCUCUAGUGGUGUUAUGAAUCAUGCUUUUGUCCAAAACAAUGUAAAGGGAAUAUGUAUGGUUAAGAGAAAACGUGGGAAAAUAGAUUGGGACUGUUCAACAAAGGAGGAUGUAUGUAUACCAGAUAGGAGAUAUCAAUUAUGUAUGAGGGAACUGACGAAUUUGGUAAAUAAUACGGAGACAAAUUUUGAUCAUGAUAUAACAUUUCGGAAAAUUUAUAUGGCAAGGAAAUUUCUUUAUGAUGCAGAGAGGGAGGUCGAUUUAUUAUUCAAAAAGAAUGCAGAGGAAUAUGACGAGCACUUCUGUGAGGAGGUAAGAUGGAGUUUUGCAGAUUUUGGUGAUGUAAUUAUGGGAACUGAUAUGGAAGGUACGGGAAAUUCCAUAGUGGUGGAACGGAAUUUGCAGAGCAUCUUUGGAACUGACGAGGAGGCCCAAGAGGAUCGUAAGAAGUGGUGGAAAGAAUAUAAAGAAUUAAUUUGGAGAACAAUGGUCAACUAUAUUAGAGACAAAUUAAAGAAUAAAUUUACGUGGGUUUGUGAAAUAGAUGUUCGUGUAUGGGAUGAACCGCAGAUAUAUAGAUGGAUUCGAGAAUGGGGAAACGAUUAUAUGUCAGAAUUACGCACGGAACGACAAAAAUUGGAAGAAAAAUGUCAUGGAAAAAUCGAUUCUACUGAUAAACAACUAUGUAAUCGAUCCACAUGUGAGGAACCGUGUGAAUUCUAUGAUAAAUGGAUAACCAGAAAGAAAAAACAGUGGGAUGUUCUGUCAAAAAAAUUCAAAAGUGUAAAGAAGGAACAAAACAUCCAGAUCGAAGAUAUUGUAACUCCAUAUGAUAUAUUAAAACAGGAGUUAAAAGAAUUUAACGAGGCAGAUUUUGGGAGUGAACAUAAUCAACGUGAUGAGGCAUAUAUUAAUUUAUGCGGUUGUGGCCUUGAAAACGUUCCGGAAAAUUCUCAGCAUGGGGUAACAAAUGCUUCUGAAUCUGAGGGACAGAAUUCGAAUAAAAUAAUUCAGUCCGUGAAUAGUAGUAAGUCGGAGAAUGUUGAAGGGGGUUCUGCGCCUGAAAAUGUUAACAGUGACACAGAUAAUUCUAGCACAGGUGACACUGUUACGGAGAACAGACAAAGGGAAAAUCAAACAGCUGACAGUGAACAAGGUAAGGAUACAAGCCCACUAAGUGAAAAUGGAAGUGUAGAUAUAACUAGUAAUCAUGCAACUAGCAGUUUAGAAAAUAACAAUGAGGGAAGCGAAAAGGAUUUGCAAAAGCAUGAUUUUGAACAUAAUGGUGUGCCGCAUGAAAAGACGAAUUCUGCGGGAACUACAGAUGCAGGAGGACAGCAGGGGGAUAGUAUCAAAAAUGAUGAAUCAGAAAGUACGACGCAUCUGAAUAAUGGUAAAUUAAAUAUAGCAGAAUAUGAAAACAGGGAUGUCAAUGCAACAAGGGAGGAAAUUAUACUUAUAUCUGAAGUACGCAAGUGCAAUAAUAUUAUUUCUUUGGAGUACUGUAACUCUAUACAACACAACAUAUCAUCGAACACUUGUUCUAGAGAUCAGAGUAAACAUUUAUGUUGUUCAAUAUCGGAUUUCUGCUUGAACUAUUUUGAGCAUAAUUCUUAUGAGUAUCAUAAGUGCAUGAAAAACGAAUUUGAAGAUCCAUCGUACAAAUGCUUUGCAAAAGGGAGCUUCACAGAUAAAGCUUAUUUUUUCGCGGGGGCAGGGCUCCUGAUGCUACUGUUGCUAGGUGCUACAUGGAAUAUGAUGAAGAACGAAUAUGUGAAAAAAGCAAAGGAAGAUACCCUAAAAUAUGAAUUUAAAUUCUCCGUAUCUUCCUGGAAUUUAAUCAUCUAUAGAAUGUUCUACAAAAUAAUUUUGAAGUCAUUCGAUGUCUCUCCCAAGGCUACACUUAAAGAAAAUUGUUCUCAGACAUUAUCGGAUAGGAACUUAUCUGAGGACGUUGUAGACAUAUUUAACAUAAUAUGUUCUAGCAAUUAUGAUGAGCAUGACAUUGAGAAAUUACGGAAUAUCAACUAUGCAACUAGAUUGAGUGAGCAGUAG